AUGGGAAAGCUAAGUAUUUUUGUGAAUAUAUUUGUUUUAUUAUUUGCACUGACGUCUGCUAAGAAGUACCAACCUAACUGGGAAUCGUUAGAUUCUCGUCCGUUGCCGACUUGGUAUGAUGAAGCGAAGAUCGGUAUAUUUCUUCACUGGGGAGUGUAUUCUGUCCCUGCAUUCGGAUCAGCUUGGUUCUGGUACUACCUACACCACGGGGUUCCUGCUUAUGUAGACUUUAUGAAAAAGAAUUACAGACCUGGCUUCACUUAUCAGGACUUCGCUGCUGAAUUCCAUGCGGCAUUUUUCGAUCCUGAGCAAUGGGCCGAUAUUUUCCAGGCGUCAGGGGCUAGAUAUGUUGUUCUUGUCACAAAACACCAUGAAGGUUUUACGAUGUGGCCUUCAAAGUAUUCUUUUAAUUGGAAUGCUGGAGCUGUGGGUCCGAAACGAGAUUUAUUAGGUGAUCUUCUGAAAGCUGUCAGGGAGAAGGGCAUGCACUUUGGUGUAUAUCACUCAUUGUUUGAGUUCUUCAACCCUUUGUAUCUGCAGGACAAGGCAAACAACUACACUACUCGUUCCUUCCCUGAGACCAAGACGAUGCCGGAGUUGUAUGAACUAGUGAAUACUUACCAGCCAGAAUUGAUCUGGUCUGACGGCCCUAUGGGUGCCCCGGAAUCAUACUGGGGUUCUCUGGAAUUCCUUGCCUGGCUCUACAAUGAAAGCCCUGUCAAAGAUUUCGUUGUAGUAAACGACCGAUGGGGCAAUGACACCGAAUGUCACCAUGGAGGUUUUUGGGACUGUUCCGACAAAUACAAUCCAGGUAAACUUCAGCCCCACAAAUGGGAGAGUGCCAUGACUGUCGAUCGACACAGCUGGACACACAGACGCAACAUCAAUUUAGCAGAUGUUCUUUCUCUCAACGAGCUCCUCACUGUCAUGGCCAGAACAAUUAGCUGUGGUGGUAAUUUACUAAUGAAUGUUGGUCCCACAUCUGAUGGUCGAAUCAUUCCCAUAUUUGAGGUGAGACUGAGGGAAUUUGGAAAAUGGAUGUCUGUUAACGGAGAAGCUGUUUACCACUCCAAACCCUGGCACACACAGCAGGACAACACUACAAAAAGUGUCUGGUAUACAUCUCAGAAGCUUAUCUCCACUACUGCUGUGUAUGCCAUAGUGCUGGAAUGGCCCAAAAACAACACACUUAGUCUACGGGCCCCCAUCCCCAGCCCAUCCACGACUGUUGAGCUGCUCGGAUACCCUGGUCGGUUCCUUAAGUACUUGCCGGGAGCCUUAGGUACCAUGGAUAUUUUGUUGCCUGUCCUUAACCCUGUCUUCAUGCCUUCCAACGAUGGUUGGGUCAUCAAAAUGAAGAAUCUUCAAAAUCAGUGAUUGUUGAAACGUGUUACACAGACUUUUAAUGUGAGUGUUCAAUAACAUUUAAAUUAAUACUCUACAUAGGAUGUCAGCCACCACAGUUGAAAUUUAAAGUGUCUUAACCUUUUGCCAAUUGGGGAAAAAUUAAAUGUAGGAAAGAGUUAGAAGUUGAAGCUGAAAUAUUUAAUUUCAGGCAUGUAAAGGAGAAUUUAACAAUGUUCACAGGAAAAGAGGAGGAAGCAUGUGUUUACUUCUCUUUACAUACAUUGUUCAUGUAAUCCCUUACUUCUAUAGGAUAAUGAAUAUCAUUUGUAUUUUUUUUUUUAUUUAAUUUUGAAUAACAUUACUUGAUUAUUUGAGUCCUUAAUCCUUCAAAGCGUUACUGUUUAACUUUUAUCUAGAACUUGAGAAACAAUCUCGAUAAGUGGUGAAUAUUUAAUAUAUUUUACACGUAGGUCUUUUUUGUGAGGUGAUAAUUUAGAAAUCCAAACAAUUUAGUCAUUAUUUUACCAUUUCAAAAUUAGAUUGGAGGCAUAUUUUUGUAUAUAGCAAACGGUCUCCUAAAGUUAAGAUGUGGUAAAUUCCAGACUUUUCAUCUGAGACUUGUUUUGUUAAUGUUUUUUUAGAUUAUUUCAUGUCUGAUAAAAUGGCCCAAAUGCAAUUAAUAAUGAUAUAUUUUCUUAACAGAAAUAUGUGACAUGAUUAUGAAAAUGCAUUUCAUAAAUAUCAAUUUUGUGAUACUAUGGAAAACUCUUGUGCCAUGAUAACAGUUUAUAAUCAAAAGUGAAGCUUGGAGUCAAUAUCUCACCUUUUGUAUAUCUUAAAUAAAUUAUUACAGACACAUUCCAAUACUGUUUGCUCAAUUUCUU
Ylistrum balloti is the source of this 2231-nucleotide messenger RNA. Its product is annotated as alpha-L-fucosidase-like. Gene Ontology annotation, cellular component: lysosome. The transcript has 8 exons. Gene Ontology annotation, biological process: fucose metabolic process; glycoside catabolic process. The record is from RefSeq and is a predicted model, not a curated record. The coding region runs from base 1 to 1377 and encodes 458 amino acids. NCBI's taxonomy places the organism in Eukaryota, Metazoa, Mollusca, Bivalvia, Pectinida, Pectinidae. Gene Ontology annotation, molecular function: alpha-L-fucosidase activity.